CGCUGCCCAGCCACGUAUAUAUUCUGAUAUAGAUAUCAGAAGGAAUCCGCGAAUAUGUCGGCCCAGAACUCCGCAGGCAUUCAGACCCUCCUCGAUGCCGAGAGGGAGGCGCAGAAGAUUGUUCAGCAAGCCAGAGAAUACCGUACGAAGCGGAUAAGGGAUGCCAAGUCGGAGGCACAGAAGGAAAUAGAAGAGUACAGAAACCAGAAGGAAGAGGAGUUCAAGAAGUUCGAGGCUGAGCACUCGAGCGGAUACAAGAAGGCGGAAGAAGAUGCGAACAAAGAGGCCGAAGUGAAGCUCGCAGAGAUCAAGAAGGCAGGUGAGGAGAAGGGCGACAAGGUCGUCGAGGAUUUGAUCAAUGCCACAAUCAAUGUCAACGCUGAGGUGCCCGAGAAGAUCGCUUCCAAAGCAUAG
Molecule: messenger RNA, 414 nt
Organism: Penicilliopsis zonata CBS 506.65
Lineage: Eukaryota; Fungi; Ascomycota; Eurotiomycetes; Eurotiales; Aspergillaceae
Exons: 6
Coding region: 55-414 (119 amino acids)
Biological process (GO): proton transmembrane transport
Cellular component (GO): vacuolar proton-transporting V-type ATPase complex
Molecular function (GO): proton-transporting ATPase activity, rotational mechanism
Source: RefSeq, a predicted model, not a curated record